AUGGAUUUCCCACAAGAAACCGACUUUUACAUCAAAGAAUUGAUUGAUGACGCUUUGGGACUCCCAGUAUCUGCAGAUGCGUUGCAACUCAAACUUCACGCCUCCGAAGAUGCUCGCCUUCGCCUUCGUAAUCAGUACUUGUGUCUCCAUUCCAAACUCAAAGAAAAGGACAACGUUAUAGACAGUACUAGGGCGGAGGCAAGUAUCAAUGCCGUGGCGUUGAAGAAAUUCAUUGAAGAGAACCAGAAAUUGGCCACGGAGUGUUCGAAUUUGUUGGCACAGUGCGAUAAGUGGGAGAGGGAGUGCUCGCUUUAUGAUCAUGAUCGUGAGGCUUUGAUGGAUUUUGCAAAUGAGGCAGAUGAGAGGGCUACAGAAGCAGAGAUUCGGGUCCAUGAUUUAGAGGAGCAUAAUAAAAAGUUAUCUGAGGAUUUGAAUCUCUACAAGUGUCGAUGCGAGAAACAGAUGAAAGGACUGUACAGGUGUAAGGUAAAUCUUUUGCUUACAGUUUGUGUUCCGGUGAAGAUUGUAUGGAUUGAUGUGUGCACUGAUGAUACAUCUGCGGAAGAGACUUUACUAGAUUCAUUAUUGGCAACUAUGUUUGGCAAGGAUGAAAUCGCGUCAACUGCACAUAAGUUCUUAGAGGCCUAUAGUGGAAUCGAAGCUUGCCAAAAGAUUCUGAAAAUGUGGUACAGUUUGAGGCCAUCAACUCAGAAGGUUGUGGCACUGGUGGCUGAGGCAAAGAAUUUGGAGAAAGACAAGGAUCAUUUAACGAUUAACCUGCAUAGAGCUGAAAAGGAGGUGAAACUUCUGUUUCAAGAAAACAACAUAUUAGACAAGGAAAAUAAAAGUUUGAUGAGGCAAUGCUACAGAGAACAGAAUUCUGCUGCUUCUGAAAACUCGAGCAGUAAUUCUAUGAAGGGGAACAAACGAAAAUCUGGACUAAAGUUGAGCAGUCCGGUGGAUAAGAAAAUUGAUCUCAGCGAUAUCAAUUCACUCAGUUGGGUUCUCUUGGGAUUGUGA
Messenger RNA from Olea europaea var. sylvestris, 1020 nucleotides. RefSeq lists its product as uncharacterized. NCBI's taxonomy places the organism in Eukaryota, Viridiplantae, Streptophyta, Magnoliopsida, Lamiales, Oleaceae. The record is from RefSeq and is a predicted model, not a curated record. The transcript is spliced from 8 exons. Bases 1 to 1020 code for a protein of 339 amino acids.